Messenger RNA from Saccharomycopsis crataegensis, 1014 nucleotides. RefSeq lists its product as uncharacterized. The record is from RefSeq and is a predicted model, not a curated record. The transcript has a single exon. Gene Ontology annotation, cellular component: mitochondrion. Gene Ontology annotation, molecular function: citrate secondary active transmembrane transporter activity. Lineage: Eukaryota; Fungi; Ascomycota; Saccharomycetes; Ascoideales; Saccharomycopsidaceae. Bases 1 to 1014 code for a protein of 337 amino acids. Gene Ontology annotation, biological process: mitochondrial citrate transmembrane transport.
AUGUCAUCAGGGUCAUAUAAUAAGGAAUUAUCAUCUAUAGCACCGUCCAUAUGUGCUUCGUUGGUGACCAGCACUCUUUUGUAUCCGCUUGAUUAUUACAAGACUCUACAGCAAUUGUCAUACGGUCUGCGAAAUGUCGUUUUACCAGAUCAACCAAAAUACUUUUUCUCUGGGCUUUCGGCAGUAAACACUUCGGUAUUUUUCAAGAGUUUUGUGAGAUUCGGGACUUUUAAUUAUUUUAAUAAAUUGAUUGAUUCUACAAACUCUCCAAACAACCCGGGGUUGUUAAUCUCAUCGCUAUUUGCCGGGGUGUCAGAGUCGUUGGUAAUUGUUCCAUUCGAAAAUAUCAAAAUCAACUUGAUAGAAUCAAGUUUAUACAAUUCAUUACCAGGAACCUCAAACCCCCAUGGAUUGCCUGGUCAAUUUGCUGCGGGGGCAGUCAAUAACCAAAUACCAAUUAACCGUCCAAAAACCAAUACUACCACCAACAACAAAGCAAACAUUUUUGCGGUUGCCUCGCCAAAAGUCAAAGAUUUAAAGAAAUCAGGGAUAAACAUUGGGGAAAUGACCUCGAAGAACAUCAUUGAAGGGGCAAAGAUUGUGUACAAUCGGAAUGGGGUCUAUGGAUUUUUCAAAGGUACCAACAUGACACUUCUCAGACAAUGUUCUAAUUCCGUGGGGUUCUUCACCACAUAUUCUGCCCUUAAACAAUUGUUGGAUCCAAACAAUACCAAGAGCAAUUAUUCGGAUGCCAUCAAAUUCGGUAUCAAUUUGGCGAGUUCCUUGUUCAUUGUAGGGCUUAACCAGCCGAUCGAUGUGAUCAAAACCCGGUUCCAAUCGGAAUUGUACUCGCACUUGAAAUACAAGAACUCGUUGCAUUGUGCUUAUAAGAUUUAUGCCACUGAAGGAGGGUUCAAGAAGUUGUACGCUGGGGCAUUACCAAGAUUAGUCAAGGUGAGUGUUAGUGGGUCGAUAAUGAUGGUGUUCUUCAAUUAUUUUGAGCAGCUUAUGUAG